Messenger RNA from Epithele typhae, 576 nucleotides. RefSeq lists its product as uncharacterized. The record is from RefSeq and is a predicted model, not a curated record. The transcript has 4 exons. Lineage: Eukaryota; Fungi; Basidiomycota; Agaricomycetes; Polyporales; Epitheliaceae. Bases 1 to 576 code for a protein of 191 amino acids.
AUGUCUCGGUGCUCCUGCCAGCUACUCGUCGUGCGCCUCUCCCGCCCCGUCUACAUGGUCUUCGUGCGCCGGGGCGCCUCCGCACCCGGCCAGGUCAUGCGUGCAGAGUGCGCUGGGCGUGUAGAUGCACUCGACGCCGUCGCCCACGCCGUCGGGUGUGAUCGCGUGCCGGGACCCCCCGGCGGCGUCCGCAAGGUCCCACUGUGCGGCGUGCUUGUGCUCGUGCUCGGGUUCGGGUUCGCAGAGACGGGGGCCGUCGUGAUCACGGUGCUCACGCACCCCUUGGAGCGCGCGGGGGUGCUCGCGGUCGUAGCGCUCGAGGCGGCAGCGCGCGGCCUUGUCGCGGAGCGCAAGCGUGGCGGCAGGCGACGCGGAUCCGCCGGAGGAGGGCGUGGAGAUCGCUGGGCACCGGGCGGGCGACGAGGAGGCAGAGCGCGCCGCCGAACUGGGGGCGGCUCAGCUGGAGGCGUAAGGCGGGGCGACGCGGGCGAUGUGGGCGACGCGGGUGAUGUGGGCGACGCGGGCGAUAUAGGCGACGUGGGCGAGGUCGUCGAGGUGGGGCGAUGUGUGACAUAG